This is a messenger RNA of Synchiropus splendidus (mandarinfish), 2656 nucleotides long. RefSeq names its product gamma-aminobutyric acid receptor subunit rho-1-like. NCBI's taxonomy places the organism in Eukaryota, Metazoa, Chordata, Actinopteri, Syngnathiformes, Callionymidae. The transcript is spliced from 10 exons. Gene Ontology annotation, molecular function: GABA-A receptor activity; neurotransmitter receptor activity; extracellular ligand-gated monoatomic ion channel activity. The coding region runs from base 107 to 1519 and encodes 470 amino acids. Gene Ontology annotation, biological process: signal transduction; monoatomic ion transmembrane transport; nervous system process. Gene Ontology annotation, cellular component: membrane; GABA-A receptor complex; synapse. The record is from RefSeq and is a predicted model, not a curated record.
GCGCGCUACUGACAUGGUGUCCCGGAGAGCGGCGCACUGUGGCAGCUGUUUUCUGCCCUGAAACUUGCGACCCUCGGAGGUGUGGAGAGCCUUGAAGAGAGGCGGCAUGCGGCCGGCCGCUGCGCUCCUCAUCCUGGGUGUGUGGACGCUCGGUGUGUUGGGGGAGAAGCUCCGGACGGGACGGACCCUGCAGCCGCUCCGACUCACCAGGGUAAAAAGAGAAACGCCUCUCGUGGUUGGAGCCAAGCAUCAGACCAGCAGUGCCGUGUACAAACGGAGUCCGGACAUCACGAAAUCCUGGGGCACGAAGUCGGAGCAGCUUCUGAGAAUAGAAGACCACGACUUCACGAUGCGGCCGGGAUUUGGAGGACCUGCUGUCCCCGUGGGAGUGGAUGUUCAAGUGGAGAGCCUGGAUGCUAUUUCAGAAGUCGACAUGGACUUCACAAUGACCCUUUACCUGAGACACUACUGGAAAGAUGAGCGUCUCUCCUUCAGGAGUAACAACAACCAGAGCAUGACUUUUGACGGCCGGCUGGUCAAGAAGAUCUGGGUGCCGGACAUGUUCUUCGUGCACUCUAAGAGGUCCUUCACUCACGACACUACGACUGACAACGUGAUGCUGCGAGUGUUCCCGGAUGGAAAAGUCCUCUACAGCCUCAGGGUGACAGUGACUGCCAUGUGUAGCAUGGACCUCAGCCGCUUCCCCCUGGACACACAGACGUGCUCGCUGGAGAUAGAAAGCUACGCCUACACGGAUGACGACCUGAUGUUGUACUGGAAGGAAGGCAACCGCUCACUGAACACAGAUGAGAGGAUUUCUCUGUCGCAGUUCCUGAUCCAGGAGUUCCACACCACCACCAAACUGGCCUUCUACAGCAGCACAGGCUGGUACAACCGUCUCUACAUCAACUUCACGCUGCGCCGCCACAUCUUCUUCUUCCUGCUGCAGACCUACUUCCCCGCCACGCUGAUGGUCAUGCUUUCCUGGGUGUCCUUCUGGAUCGACCGCAGGGCCGUCCCUGCCCGAGUCCCUUUGGGAAUAACCACCGUGCUGACCAUGUCCACCAUCAUCACAGGAGUCAAUGCCUCCAUGCCCAGGGUGUCGUACAUCAAAGCUGUGGACAUCUACCUCUGGGUCAGUUUCGUUUUCGUCUUCCUGUCGGUGAUCGAGUACGCUGCCGUCAACUACCUGUCUACUUUGCGAGAACGUAAGGAAAGAAAGCUGCGAGAGACGCUUCCAUGCACGUGUGGUAUAGCUCAUCCGGGGAUGAUGUCCACGAGCUACAGCGAGGUGGACGCCAACACCACCGGGAACUACGGCUUGCCAGAGAUCAAUGGAAUCAAACGCGACCGCACGCUGGACCUGGGCAUGGAGAGCGACCCGGUCACCGGCUACGUAGGCUCCAGCGCCUACAGCAGCGUCUGGAUCGACACGCACGUCAUCGACAAGUACUCACGGGUUGUCUUUCCGGGAUCGUACAUCCUCUUCAACAUCAUCUACUGGUCCAUCUACUCCUAACAGAGACUGAGAGGAACAAUCUUAACACAGCUGGCCUUUCCCAGUGGAGCCAUCUGGUCACAUGACUGCUGUGCACGCAGGAACUGCCUUGGCUUGAUGGAGAAAACAUGAAGCUGGCAGUUCACUGUUAUGUUGAUCCCUGCAUCCCUCACAGCAAAACCUUCCGGACCUCGAUGUUGACCUGGUUUGAACUCUGUUGAUCUUCCUGGGAUGAACUAGAAAAUUGAUCCCGGCAUUUCAUGAUGAUGUUUCCUCCAUAUGGUUGCAUGGUUAGAGAAUGUUGGAUGAGGCCCUCAAGCCAAAAAACAGAAGAACAGAAGAAGAGUCUUAUCUUAAAUUUUCCUAAUAAAAUAUAAAAGGAGAAAAUAAAGAGAAAGUUUAAUACACCACGGGUGGCACAGUGGCGCAAUGCUUAGCACUGCCCUCAGCAAGAAGGUUCAGGGUUCAAAUCCAGCUCAGGACCUUCUCUGUGGAGUUUGCAUGUUCUACCCGUGUCCUGCGUGGGUUUUCUCCCGGCACUCCAGUUUCCUCCCACAGCCCAAAGACGUGCUCACUAGCCUGUGAUAGACCUGUCCAGGGGGACAAGUGGACCUCAUAAAUCUGGGGAAAGGGCUGCAUUUGGUCAUGUUUGAGUUAAGCCCCACAAGUGUCUCCUGAGACGAUCUGGUAGGUUGCGUUCCAUCUGUACCAGACAACUUGUGUGCAUUCCAUUUGCGUUCCAGUGGCCGACAAAUACGAGCGCCCCCUCGUGUUCUGUACUUACAAACCAAAGCGUUUCUCUGGUACUACACCACAGAUUAGGAUUUCAAAGUACCGGCCUUCACCACUUGUGGGGGUGGGGGGUACUUACUUAGCGACCACAAGCCGACACUUGCACAUUCUUUUUCUGGUGACAGUGCAAGAAUAAACACCCAGAAAUCCCAGAGGAAGCCAUCAUUGUUACCUUGUGUGUUGUGCGUGAUCUCAUCCCGCUAACAACAGCUGUCAGGUGUUUGGGGAAAUUGAUAAAAGAGGACUGUGUGGUCCAUCCCAACAUUAAUCCCUUCAUUAAUUAAUCGAGUGUUUCUCAAACGCUGCAGUGAUGGAGGCGGAUUGUAAUCUCAGGUACUGACGGCACUUUCAAAUAAAAAAAGUGAA